AUGGAGUUCACCUUCGCGCACCUGUCUAUGGAAUAUAAAAUGUGCGUCAACGAACAAUACAUAAAGGAACAACACCCUCCAAUACAGAAGUUACAUAAGAUGCCAUCAGAGAAAAUCUCUAAGAUUUCAAAGCAAGAUGGAAAGUACAAGUCCUGCCCAGCUCAACAAUUUUGCCUAACGAUUGACUGCACGAUAUGCUUGACAAAUAUACUGAAUCCAGAAUGCUGGCCUUUAGCUGCCAUAAUUGGACUCGGUUAUAUUCCUGUACCUAUGCUGUACAAUAUUUCACGUGCCUGUUACAGUACUGUAGGACGUCCAGUUCAACUUCUUCUGAGAGCACUAUUCGGAAUUGGAUACCUUGCACUCUACAUCGCUGGUGCAAUUGCAGGCUCAAUCUUACGACUCUUUAAUCGUCGAAGAUAUAGAAAUGCUCGCCAUCCUCUACCUCUGCUCUUCAAGCCAUGCCUGCCAAAUCGUGAAUAUCUUCUCUCAUCACAUGAAGAGUUGCACAACCUCUUCCGGGAGGACUACCUGCGUCGUGGAUGUGGCAUCCGUCGUGAAGAUGAACACAUUCAAAAGAGAUGCAUGUUUCCGUUUGCAGAACACGAGACAACUGUUUUGGAGAUACGCUUGCAAUGGGAGAAGCUUCAUUUACUCUGUGACAAGUCAUCUAAUGGCUACACAAGAAAUGUGGAGCAAAGGGUCAUAGACAGCGAGCGCUCUGCCCACAUGGGCUCCUACAAAGGAAACAAAUGCGCUUGUCAACAGUACCAGUCUUUUAUCCGAACUCUCCCUGGGAAACAGUUACCCCGGAGUCACAGGCUGUCCAGAAUCCUGUGGAGGAAUAGGAUGCGAUUGCCUAUCGCUGAGGGCAGGAUAUAUAUGCAGUGCCUACUAAUAACGACAUUUGUUUUCCUGUGCCCACUGAAACUGCGAGUACAACUCAGAAGAGCAACAACAAAGGAGAUGACAUCCCAUGUCGCUGCUCUGCAACCCAAGUAUCCCAAUCGAAUUACCGGGCAUAAGGGGCAUAAGUCUGACACUGAGUGUCGUGGCGCUCCCACCUACCCUGGAUUGGAAAACAAUUUCAUCACGACUGGAAAUAUGACGGCAUUGUGGAGUGCUGGAAGAAGACCUACGGUGGAGUGCUCCUCGAAAGAACAUGCAGAGAACCUUCGCUGUACAAUAUCUCAAUCGAACUACCGGGCAUGGUGGAAAGAACGAGUAAAACUGCGAGUACAACUCAGAAGAGUAACAACAAAGGAGAUGACAUCCUAUGUCGUUGCUCUGCAACCCAAUAUCCCAAUCAAACUACCGGGCAUAAGGGGCAUAAGGUGCAUAAGUCUGAUGCUGAGUGUCUUGGCUCUGCCACCUUUACCUGGAUUGGAAAACAAUUUCAUCACGACUGGAAAUAUGACGGCAUUGUGGAGUGCUGGUAGAAGACCUACGGUGGACUGCUCCUCGAAAGCACCAGAGAACCUUCGCUGCACAACGCAUAACACAAUUGUUUGCCGAUGUGAGGACUAUAAUAUCUCGGAGGACUUUCGGAGUAUUGAGAAAAACCUCCCGAUCACGCUUCCGUCACUGGGACUAAUCCGCCAUCCUGCACACAGUGCACUGGCAGAUGUUGAAAACUGUGUCUCAGUCGAACUAAUUCUGAACACUAAGGAAAUCGUAACGGAUAGCGUUGUGGACGUCAUCAACGAAAGAUGCACAGUAACGGACACGCAGAUAGUCGGAUGCUACGGGUGCAAAAGAGGAGCAGUCGCGGAGAUAGUGUGCAUGUCUUCAGCAGAACCCGUCACUGCAGAAAUAGAGUGCGACUCCGAUACUUUCACUGUGCACUGUUCCCCUUCAGGCGAAGAUCAUGGAGCAUACGAAACGUAUGAAUCUCCCAAAGGAGGACGAAGGCAUGAAGAACGACGAUUGAUCGAAGAACUGAAAUUCAAACGGUCUUGUGUUAGGCUGCCCCACACAGCCAACAGAACACGAUGUUCGACGGAAAAUUCGUCACUUCGUCAGAGAAAUCCUUCGCGCUACCAAGACCAAACUUGCAGGACGAGUUCACAAAGUUGCAGGGAGACCGUCCAGGUCACUACGCGAGGGGGGAAGCCACCCUCUACAAAGGAUUGGUGGAAAAUGUUUGGCUAA
Cooperia oncophora is the source of this 2151-nucleotide messenger RNA. The record is from the annotation of a GenBank genome assembly. Lineage: Eukaryota; Metazoa; Nematoda; Chromadorea; Rhabditida; Trichostrongylidae.